This is a messenger RNA of Olea europaea var. sylvestris, 776 nucleotides long. RefSeq names its product mRNA-decapping enzyme-like protein. The record is from RefSeq and is a predicted model, not a curated record. Gene Ontology annotation, biological process: positive regulation of catalytic activity; deadenylation-dependent decapping of nuclear-transcribed mRNA; deadenylation-independent decapping of nuclear-transcribed mRNA. Bases 15 to 539 code for a protein of 174 amino acids. Gene Ontology annotation, cellular component: P-body. Gene Ontology annotation, molecular function: mRNA binding; enzyme activator activity. NCBI's taxonomy places the organism in Eukaryota, Viridiplantae, Streptophyta, Magnoliopsida, Lamiales, Oleaceae. The transcript is spliced from 3 exons.
UCUUCAGUACGGCUAUGAACAUUGGGAGUACUCCAAAUGCAGCAAUUUCUGGGCAGUCUUUUCACUCAUCUGCAACAGUUGGUAUUUCUUCUCGUCCGCCUAGUAUCUUGUCAUCCACCUUAGCUACUGUCCAGACUCCAUCUCUUAUUGCAACAUCUACCCCUUUAAUGCCUAUUCUUGACACACCCGAACCCAGCAAUAUAUCUAAGCAUUCAACUGAUCUGGUAAAGCCCUCGUCAUUUUUUGGUCCACCUCCCUCUGCACCACUGAUUAUCCCUUCCGUCUCUUCCUCUGUACCAAUUACACCCCCACUUAAUCCUCCAGGAAGUCUUCAGCGACCUUAUGGUGCUCCUCUACUCCAGCCAUUUCCACCACCAACUCCCCCACCAUCGCUCACUCCAACUUCUUCUGUUCCUACACCAAAUUAUGGAACUGUUAUAAGCAGAGAAAAAGUUCGUGAGGCACUUCAGAUGCUCAUUCAGGAUGAUCGAUUUAUCGACAUGGUUCAUCGAGCAAUGCUGAAUGCACAUCAUUCAUGAUUCAGAAGAGAUGACGUAUGGAGAGAAUCUGACACACCUGUCCAGUAUGUAGUAGUAGAAGGCUUCUCUUCGACAAAUUAUAAAUAUGUAAAGACCAUUUUGUGUAGAGUUUUCUUGUGGGUGCUGGCACUAACUAAAUAUAUAGUCUUGUGUUUAUUGAGCGUUGAAAGGAGUCAAAAGUUGAAAUUCUUAAUAAUCCAUAAUUGAAAAGUACUUGAUGUGUUUGAUUAUGCAAAA